GGGGGCGAAGAGCGUGUGAUUGAGAGCUCCGCCCUUGAAAUCCCUAACCCUAAUCUUGUUUUUCUCCAAUUCUUCUUGUGAUUCCAUCAUGAUCCCUUCUCGCCAGCCUAAGAUGCUGCUUCUAGGGUUUUGCUGGGCUUAGUUUUUUGAGAAACCUUGAGGGGUUUUUCUCGCUGAUUCUUAGGGUUUGCAGAAGUCCUCUGGUUUUCCAAAAGUAAACACCGGUUUUCAGUUUUGGAAAUGGCGACAGAGAGCGAGAGAAAAGAACGGAAUGAAAGAGCGAAGAAUGCGAUUCUUGCGAUGAAGGCGAUGGGGAUCCCUGUUGAAAAAGUGAGGCCUGUACUCAAAAACCUUCUGAAAGAGUUUGACAACAACUGGGGAUACAUUGAGGCUGAUAACUAUAGUGUUCUUGUUGAUGCUCUCCUUGCCUUGCCUCAAACUCCUGAGCAGGAUGCAGACAUCAAGAAGGAGAACACUGUGUUAGCGGAACCUUUGGCUUCUGCUCGAAAGAGGCUAAGGAUUAAAGAAGAGGGCCAUGAUGCGUCAUCUUCAGUAGUACCUAGGCCCAAUUCUGCUGGAGAAACUGCACAAAGGAAGCGACUUUCAGAAGAAGACACUUCACAGCAAUUGCAACUUAGCCGGCCAAAAGUGAAGUCUUUUCCUGAUAGUUCAUUUGCAGAAAUUCCUUCUUCACAGAAAGAUACCAAAAGCUUGCAACUUCAAGCUUGUCAGGCUCCAAAUGCUCAGGUAUCUAGAGCUCUUACUGUUGCACCUCAAGUAGGGCCUCUGGUUCCACUGGCUGCUGCUGCUGCUGCUGCUACCUCUGACUCUUUGACUACAAACCGGAGAGAUAAAAGGCCAGUGCAGGAGAAAACUUGUAGCUUGGUUUCUUAUAAGGACUUGAAGAAUGAACCCAGGAAUUCGCCUUUAGUUCCCCUGAUUCAACCCAAAGACGAGCCAACAUAUGAUGCUGAACAUAAUUUUGAGGUUCCUAUUGCUAUGAUCCAUCCUCGUCCUCUGCUUACUGCUAAUAGCCAAGCUCAUCAAGAUCAUAGUCGGCAUGCUAAUAUUUCUGGACUUGCUGAAAGGAGAAAAGGAAAAGAGCUGUGCGAGUAUGCCUCAGAACUAACCGCAAAAACCACUGAAGAGAAGGAAGAUGACAUUGUAAACAUAAUUCCUACGGUGGAACCAGUUGAGAAGUCUUGUGUGCAGAGUAAAUUGGGAAGCGCGUCUGAAUCCUCUUCAAACAUUUCACUUCAGGUAGUACAAUAUGGUUCAGAGCUGAUGGCCAUGGGAGGGCCCAGCGCCAAUGGGAAAGGCACCAUGGAAAAUGAACUAGAGAAUGGAGAACCUUCAAAUAUAAACUCUCAUGGUUUGGUUGUUUUCAACCAUGACCAACUUCAACCGGAUGAUAGUUGGCUUUCACAUGAUGUGAAUGAUAUUACAAAAGGUGAGGAAAGAGUAAGGAUAUCUGUAGUGAACGAAGUGAACAGUGAGAGAUUUCCUCCUCCUUUUCACUACAUACCUCAAAACUUAGUUUAUCAAAAUGGCUACAUAAAUUUUUCACUUGCUCGGAUCUGUGAUGAGGAUUGUUGUGCGGAUUGCUUUGGAGAUUGUCUGUCAAAAUCCAUCCCUUGUGCAUGUGCACGGGAGACCGGAGGUGAGUUUGCUUACACAUUAGACGGCUUGAUCAAGAAGGAAUUCCUGGAUGGCUGCAUAUCCAUGAAUCAGGAUCCUCAGAAACAUCGUCUUUAUUACUGCAUGGAUUGCCCUCUUGAAAGGACCAAGAACGAGGUCAGGCCUGAACCAUGCAAGGGACAUUUGGUUAGAAAAUUUGUUAAAGAAUGCUGGAGCAAAUGUGGGUGCAAUAAACAGUGUGGUAAUCGAGUUGUGCAGCGAGGCAUUACAUGCAAUCUGCAGGUUUUCUAUGCAUCUGAGGCUAAAGGAUGGGGAUUGCGAACAAUCGAUGAGUUACCUAAAGGAGCAUUUGUAUGUGAGUAUGUGGGAGAGAUAGUUACAAACAUGGAGUUAUAUGACCGAACAAUCCAAACCACAGGAAAUGCAAGACACACUUAUCCUGUUUUGCUUGAUGCUGACUGGGGAUCUGAGGGAGUUCUGAAAGAUGAAGAAGCUCUUUGUCUGGAUGCUACAUUUUACGGCAAUAUUGGGCGGUUUGUCAACCACAGAUGCUUUGAUGCAAAUAUGAUUGAGAUUCCAGUAGAAGUGGAGAGCCCAGAUCAUCACUACUAUCAUAUUGCUUUUUUCACCACAAGGAAGGUGGAGGCAUACGAAGAAUUAACAUGGGACUAUGGGAUCGAUUUUAGUGAUCACACUCAUCCAAUCAAAGCGUUUCAUUGUUGUUGUGGGAGUAGAUUCUGCCGAGACAUGAACCGACCAAGAACCAAGUCUAGUAGGUCACUUUUGACUUGAACUAACGGCCGGUGUCAAUUAGCUGUUAGUUACUCUUUUAAGGUAUAAGGUAUCUUUUAAAGUACAAGGAACUUGCACAAGGUCAAACAUGGAGAAGGUUGAAGAACCAAAUGUCAGUUUUUCAAAUAUGGCAACAGUUAGAUUUUGAUGUUGAUAAUUUUGGCAUAAGUUAAUAUUUGUACCAAGCGGGCAUGAAUUAAAUUUUGAAUCUGAUACAGAAAUGAACAGAAAAAACUGUUGAACAGGUGGCUAUUAUGUAUGGUUUUGAUAUAUGCAUUGAACUUUAUGGACCACAAGCAGGCACAUUGCACACCAAUGAAGAUGAAAAAUAAACAGUCAGG
This is a messenger RNA of Dioscorea cayenensis subsp. rotundata (Guinea yam), 2771 nucleotides long. RefSeq names its product probable inactive histone-lysine N-methyltransferase SUVR2. The record is from RefSeq and is a predicted model, not a curated record. The coding region runs from base 241 to 2430 and encodes 729 amino acids. NCBI's taxonomy places the organism in Eukaryota, Viridiplantae, Streptophyta, Magnoliopsida, Dioscoreales, Dioscoreaceae. The transcript has 11 exons. Gene Ontology annotation, cellular component: nucleus. Gene Ontology annotation, molecular function: histone methyltransferase activity; protein binding; zinc ion binding.